Messenger RNA from Linum trigynum, 3111 nucleotides. NCBI's taxonomy places the organism in Eukaryota, Viridiplantae, Streptophyta, Magnoliopsida, Malpighiales, Linaceae. The record is from the annotation of a GenBank genome assembly.
AUGGAUCUUCCGAGCCUCGCCGCCGUCCUCCAAGCUGCUCUCAGUCCCAACCAGGACCAGCGGAAGGCUGCCGAGCAGAGUCUCAAUCAGAUACAGUUCACUCCUCAGCACCUGGUAAGGGUGUUGCAGAUCAUCGUCGAUAAUAGUUGUGACACGGCGGUGCGGCAAUUCGCUAGUAUCCAUUUCAAGAACUUCAUUGCUAAGAACUGGGCUCCUUACGACACUGAUGAGCCUUCGAAGAUUGCUCCGAGUGAUAAAGAUGUAGUCAGAGAUCACAUCCUCGUUUUCAUUGCGCAAGUUCCCCCAAUUUUAAGAGUACAACUAGGUGAGUGCCUGAAGACAAUCAUCCAUGCCGAUUACCCAGAGCAGUGGCCACGCUUGCUGGAAUGGAUAAAGCAUAAUCUUCAGGAUCAACAAGUUUAUGGGUCUUUGUUUGUUUUCAGGAUUCUUUCGCGAAAAUAUGAGUUCAAGUCCGACGAAGAAAGGAUUCCUGUUAAUCGAAUAGUUGACGAGACAUUUCAACACCUUCUCAACAUUUUUACUAGGCUCGUGCAGAUUGAGAAUCCAUCACUAGAAGUGGCGGAGCUAAUCAAGCUUAUCUGUAAAAUAUUCUGGUCAUCGAUAUAUUUGGAGAUCCCAAAACAGCUCUUUGAUCCGAAUGUCUUCAACGCUUGGAUGCUUCUCUUCUUAAACGUUUUGGAGAGGCCUGUUCCAGUAGAGGGGCAGCCAAUAGACCCAGAGAUUAGGAAGUCAUGGGGAUGGUGGAAAGUGAAAAAGUGGACAGUCCAUAUCCUAAACCGGUUGUAUACGAGGUUUGGAGACCUCAAAAUACAGAACCCAGAGACAAAAGGUUUUGCUCAAUUGUUUCAGAAGAAUUAUGCGGGGAAGAUUUUGGAGUGCCAUUUGAAUUUGUUGAAUGUGAUCCGUGUUGGUGGGUAUCUACCCGACAGAGUUACCAAUCUGAUUCUUCAGUAUCUGAGCAACAGCAUCACAAAGAAUACCAUGUAUACUUUGCUACAACCUAGACUUGAUGUUCUUCUCUUUGAGAUAGUUUUCCCACUCAUGUGCUUCAACGACAAUGAUCAAAAGCUAUGGGAUGAAGACCCACAUGAAUAUGUGAGGAAGGGUUAUGAUAUCAUUGAAGAUUUGUAUAGUCCAAGGACUGCAUCUAUGGAUUUUGUUAGCGAGCUGGUUAGGAAAAGGGGAAAGGAGAACCUUCAUAAGUUUAUCCAGUUCAUUGUUGAAGUUUUUAGAAGAUAUGAUGAAUCCCCCAUCGAGCGCAAGCCUUAUCGUCAAAAGGAUGGUGCACUGCUUGCCAUUGGAGCCCUUUGUGAUAAACUGAAACAAACCGAGCCUUACAAAUCUGAACUGGAGCGUAUGCUAGUGCAACAUGUGUUUCCUGAGUUCAGCAGCCCUGUUGGUCAUCUUAGAGCAAAGGCAGCUUGGGUUGCAGGGCAGUAUGCGCACAUCAGCUUUUCAGAUCAGAACAACUUCCGGAAAGCUUUGAGUAGUGUUGUAUCAGGCCUGCGUGAUACGGAGCUUCCUGUUCGUGUGGAUUCAGUUUUUGCAUUGAGGAGUUUUGUUGAAGCCUGCAAAGAUUUGAAUGAGAUACGGCCUAUCCUCCCUCUUCUUCUUGAUGAAUUCUUUAAGCUCAUGAAUGAAGUAGAGAAUGAAGACUUGGUAUUUACCCUGGAGACUAUUGUGGAUAAAUUUGGAGAGGAGAUGGCUCCCUAUGCUCUGGGUUUAUGCCAAAAUCUGGCAGCUGCCUUUUGGAGGUGUAUGAACACUGCUGAGGCUGAAGAUGAAGCUGAUGAUCCUGGUGCCCUGGCAGCAGUUGGUUGUUUGCGAGCUAUAAGCACUAUUCUAGAGUCUGUGAGCCGGCUUCCUCACCUUUUUGUUCAAGUCGAGCCGACGCUGCUCCCCAUAAUGAGGAGAAUGUUGACAAGUGAUGGCCAAGAGGUGUUUGAAGAAGUAUUGGAAAUUGUUUCUUAUAUGACAUUUUUCGCGCCCACAAUAUCCUUGGAGAUGUGGACACUUUGGCCAUUGAUGAUUGAAGCACUUGCUAUUUGGGCUAUUGACUUCUUUCCAAAUAUUCUUGUUCCCUUGGACAACUAUGUUUCCCGGGGGAAUGCACAUUUUCUAGAGUGCAAAGAACCAAAUUACCAGCAAAGCUUAUGGAACAUGCUUUCAUCAAUCAUGGCUGAUCCGAAUUUGGAGGACAGUGAUAUAGAACCUGCACCAAAGCUUAUUGAAGUGGUCUUCCAGAAUUGCAGAGGACAAGUGGAUCAUUGGGUAGAGCCAUAUCUUAGAAUCACUGUGGAGAGAUUGCGUCGAUCUGAGAGGCCGUACUUAAAGUGCCUCCUAGUUCAAGUGAUUGCAGAUGCACUUUACUACAAUGCACCUUUGACGUUGAGUAUCUUGACUAAGCUUGGUGUUGCAACAGAGGUUUUUGGCCUCUGGUUUCAGAUGUUGCAACAAAAGAAAAAGAGUGGCCAAAUGACCAAUUUCAAGAGGGAACACGACAAGAAAGUCUGUUGCCUGGGGUUAACAUCAUUGCUGGCCCUUCCCGCGGAUCAAUUACCUGCAGAUGCUUUGCAGCGUAUUUUUACCGCCACACUUGGCCUCCUAGUUGCAUACAAGGAACAGGUUGCAGAAGCUGCAAAGGCAGAAGAAGCUGAAGAUGAUGAUGAUAUGGAUGGCCCGGAGACCGAUGAUGACGAUGAUGAAGAUGCUGAUGAUUCUGACAAGGAAAUGGGAGUUGAUGCCGAGGACGGUGAUGAAGCUGACAGCAUCAAGCUGCAGAAGUUAGCUGCACAGGCGAAAGCCUUCCGCCCUCAUGACGAGGACGAUGAUGACUCUGAUGAUGACUACAGUGAUGAUGAAGAGUUGCAAUCACCAAUUGAUGAGGUGGACCCUUUUGUUUUCUUCAUGGAUGCUGUCCAAGCCAUGCAAGCAUCUGAUCCAGCACGGUUCCAUAGCCUCAAGCAGACUCUCGACUUCCAUCAUCAAGCUCUAGCAAAUGGGGUCGCCCAGCAUGCUGAUCAGAGGAGAGUGGAGAUUGAGAAGGAAAAACUGGAGAAGGCAUCGGCUGCUGCCGCCGCCACAUCAUAA